AUGGCGGGCUUGUUUGAUAGUUCCGGCAUUGAAUGCGACUCCGAAGAAGACCCCCUUCGCGACAUAACUACCUUGCCUGAACAAGCCCCUGAGAUCUUCUCCGAUGACCAACAAACAAGGGAUAGAUCCCCACAAUCACCCGAGGCUCUCACACGUCCGAGCGGACUAGUUUCUGAUCUGAUGCGGGCUGACCUAGACCAGCUAUACUUUGAUCGUGUCCACCCAUUUGCUCCUAUUUUACAGCGCUGGCGAUAUCAUGUCUGGGCGAAGCACCCCAAGAAAAGCGAAGCCCAGAUGUGCCUACAGUAUGCGAUGUGGACAGUAGCCGCAUCUCUAUCGGCCCACUUCCAAUCUCUCCGAGACAACCUUUACCAGGAGACGCGCCGAACUUUGGAUGCUAUGGACCUCAAUAGCCCCACAAAUGGAAUACUAGCAAUUGAGCAGGCGCAGGCAUGGGUCCUCGUUUCUAUUUACGAGUAUAUGCAGCUCUCGCCGAACCAAGCAUGGAUGAGCGCCGGAAGAUGUUGCCGUCUGGUCUUGGGCAUGCGGCUGUACGAGAUAGACGAUCCCAACAGCCCACUAACAAUGGCUCGGGAUCAAGAGCCGAGCUUAAUAGACUGGACCGGGUUGGAAGAGCAACGGCGAACGUUUUGGAUGGCUUAUUCCUUGGAUCGGUUUAUUAGCUUCCACAACGGGUUGCCGUACACACUGGAUGAAGAGUUGAUUGCGACUCGAUUGCCUGCGCCGGAUGAAGAUUUCCAAGCUGGCCAUCCAGCAGCAACCCUAUUUCUACCCGACGUUAUGACGAGAGGUGCAAGCAACGAUAGUUCUAACAACCUAUCGUCAUUUAGUGAAUGUAUCAUCCUUGCUACAAUAUGCGGUCGAGCACUGUCCCAUCGACAAAAGGUAGCUGUCGAGCAGAUAAAUGGAGAUGUCGUUGAUGCAUUCUGGACACGGCAUCAAUGGUUGCAUGAAAUGCUCACAUAUCGUAUCCAGGUACUCUCUGCGUCGGUACAGGUGGACCCAAUGCUCAUUUUUGCGAGAAUCGUAGCACAGACCUUGGUUCUUUUCCUCCACAGUGUACUGGAAUCGAUCACAUGGAAGACAGGGGAGCAUUUUUUAGGCAUCCUUGAAUAUGAGCGCCUAUGUGUCAUGGCGGCACACGAAGUCGUCAACCUCGUGAAGCUACAAGGUCAGUUAGGGUAUUUCAAGGUACAUCCUUUGACCCCCAUUCCAAUCAUGAUGUGUACCGAAUUUUUUACGGCACACGCGUAUCUCGACAGUUCAUUCGAUAUCAUGCUACAAGAACUCCUCGAAUGCCUUCAGGAUUUAGAUCGCGUGAAAAACCUGAGUCAGAGUCCUGCGCUAUCCAUUUAG
Messenger RNA from Aspergillus alliaceus, 1377 nucleotides. RefSeq names its product fungal specific transcription factor domain-containing protein. Gene Ontology annotation, cellular component: nucleus. Bases 1 to 1377 code for a protein of 458 amino acids. Gene Ontology annotation, molecular function: DNA binding; zinc ion binding. Gene Ontology annotation, biological process: DNA-templated transcription. Lineage: Eukaryota; Fungi; Ascomycota; Eurotiomycetes; Eurotiales; Aspergillaceae. The transcript is spliced from 4 exons. The record is from RefSeq and is a predicted model, not a curated record.